Molecule: messenger RNA, 232 nt
Organism: Zychaea mexicana
Lineage: Eukaryota; Fungi; Mucoromycota; Mucoromycetes; Mucorales; Lichtheimiaceae
Exons: 1
Coding region: 11-208 (65 amino acids)
Source: RefSeq, a predicted model, not a curated record
GUUCCAGUCCAUGUUCAAGUGGGCGCUCCAAAAGGAAAACAAAAAUCGAGCACGCUAUGCUCAUGUCGAGCGACAGGCUCAUCCGGAUCAAGAUAUCCCGGAGAUACAGGAGGUGUAUGAUAUGUUGAGAGGACAUCCGGCUUCAGCGCCUACUUCGGAAGGUUUCCGAAAUUACAUCAGAAUGUUGAGUGGCGUGCACAGACAGUAAGUUACUCAGCUAUGUCGAUAUAUA